CACUGCCGUACAAUGGACGGUGACUGUCGCAAAUCACACUGUAUACAUGGAAGUGUAAGGCAAACAGAGACGUGCUGCUACCUAUUAGCUAUAUCUAUAUAUAAGGGAGUUAAAACGAUUAAUAUGUCGUUAUUAUAUCUGAAGGAGACCUUAAGGUGAAUAGAAAGCUGCCGGUGUUCAGUGUUGUGAUGACCAGAAGAUGGACUUCAACAGGACUGUUCUGGUGACUGGAGGCUCUGGAUUUAUCGGCUCCCAUCUUGUAUGUUCGCUGGUGAACAGGCACCCUGACUGGAGGAUUAUCAACUUAGAUUAUUUGGAUUACUGCUGCAGCCCCAGGAGUCUGGAGAGUGUUGAAGACAGAGCGAACUACACCUUUAUCAGGGGAGAUGUGUGUAACUCACGGCUGGUUAAUCACAUUUUCAACACAGAAAACAUCGAUGUGAUCUUUCACCUGGCAGCCAAAACACAUGUCGAGAGGUCGUUUGAAACUGCGUCUAGUUUCCAGCGUGUUAACAUUGAUGGGACCAGAGUUGUACUGGGAGCCGCCCAUCAGGCCCGACACCGGCCACAGCGCUUUAUCUACGUCAGCACUGAUGAAGUGUACGGAGCCAGUCUGGACCAGGUGUUUGAUGAGAGCAGUCCAGUGAGGCCCUCUAACCCGUAUUCUGCCACUAAAGCAGCUGCUGAGUACCUGGUCCAAUCCUACUGGGACAAAUAUAAGUUUCCCAUCAUCAUUACCAGGAGCAACAACAUCUACGGGCCCAGGCAGUACACUGAGAAGGUCAUUCCGAGGUUUCUCACGCUCUUGCAAAGGAACAAGAAAUGCACCAUCCAGGGAACGCUGCCCAAAUCCCGCCAUUUCCUGUUUGUCGAUGACGCCAUCAACGCCUUUCUGUUGGUUCUGGAGAAAGGGAUUGUGGGAGAAAUCUACAACAUGGGAACAAGCUGUGAGAUUCCUAUCAUACAACUGGCCGGGGAACUUGUUAAGAUGGUGAAGAAAGUGCCGGACUCUGAGGUAAAAGAUUGGCUCGAGUUUGUGCCUGACAGGCCGCACGUCGACCUGCGCUACCCAAUCACGUGUGAGAAGCUGCAGCAGCUAGGCUGGAGAGCAGAGGUGUCCUGGGCUGAAGGCAUCAGACAGACGGUCAAAUGGUACCAGGUCCACCCAGACUUCUGGUCAGACGCAAGCGAGGACCAAGAACCCAUCCAAAGUCAGCUUGAAAAGGCGGAGUGAAAAGAGACAACGCAGUGACUUCUUUUCUACAAAUUAUUUCAUGACACGGACGAUUUACCUCAACUUCUGAAUACAGAUGAUGAUAUAAACCAGCUAGCUUUAUAGUAUAGUUAGAUUAGUUUAUUAUUCUCAGAUGAUUAUUGGACCAACAGGCCUUAAAGUGCUAGACAAAAGGAAGGCAGAGCCUCCCUUCAACCAAAGGUACACCUGAAAAUGAGUGCACUUUAUUUUGAUAUGAAUCACGGAUUCAGCUUAUGUUGACAAGCAUCACACAGAUCCUGAAUGUACAGUGACAAAACACAUAAGACCUAAGUAUCGCAUUUACAUGCACUCAACAAUUGCUGUAAAUCAGUUGCUUAAGUGCAUGUAAACGCUAGCUCCUGCUAACGUUCAGCUAAGGUGGGUAGCAAGUUUUAGCAACUGUAGGUGCAACUUUACAUUUCAAAUGUAGGUUUAGUCUUUUACAGCACAAGCAUUAUUUGAUCAAGAUUAAGAAAACUGAUUUUUUUUUAAAGCAGUAGCCCGAUAAUGAAAGGGUGAGGAAUGGACCUCAAAGUCAAUUCAUCUGUCAUUUGUUUUAUACACAUGGUAGAGAUGAUUUUUACAUUGUCCAGUGUCUAACUGCAAAUAAACUUGAUUAUUUAAUAACUUCAA
Messenger RNA from Etheostoma cragini (Arkansas darter), 1888 nucleotides. Its product is annotated as dTDP-D-glucose 4,6-dehydratase-like. Gene Ontology annotation, molecular function: dTDP-glucose 4,6-dehydratase activity. The coding region runs from base 200 to 1234 and encodes 344 amino acids. Lineage: Eukaryota; Metazoa; Chordata; Actinopteri; Perciformes; Percidae. Gene Ontology annotation, biological process: nucleotide-sugar metabolic process. The record is from RefSeq and is a predicted model, not a curated record. The transcript has 12 exons.